This is a messenger RNA of Guillardia theta CCMP2712, 3150 nucleotides long. RefSeq lists its product as hypothetical. NCBI's taxonomy places the organism in Eukaryota, Cryptophyceae, Pyrenomonadales, Geminigeraceae. Gene Ontology annotation, biological process: regulation of DNA-templated transcription. The transcript is spliced from 2 exons. Gene Ontology annotation, molecular function: DNA binding; DNA-binding transcription factor activity. The record is from RefSeq and is a predicted model, not a curated record. The coding region runs from base 1 to 3150 and encodes 1049 amino acids.
AUGAACUAUCAGAUUGAGAGCAGGAGGGGAAUGGGUUUUGUCGACUCCCACAACCUACCAGACAGAGGCCCGGGUCUGACGGCCCUCCCGCUCGCCUGCAACGUGAGCUGUGAUGAUCAAGACGUCGCUGGUGGACUGUCUAGGAAGCUUGUCGCAAAGGCAGACGAGGAAGGGAUACAGCUGAGCCCAGAGGCGAGCGACACGACGUUGAGUUGUGAAGAUCUGGAAAUGUCCGAGAUUCAUGGGCCCGAGGGUGGGAGCAGCAGGAGAAAGUCGCAUGUAGAGAAUGACUCGGCGCAGCUGGUCGAUGACAGCGCGAAGAAGGCUGCUGUUGACACGUGCAACGGAGGUAAACGGAAGGCGGCGGCGUCAAACAAGCGGGGGUCUGAGGGUGAACGGCAAUUUAGCAGCGAUGAAAUUCAAGAUAAGGUUGAUGGGAUGAUCCAGCACUUGAGUGCUGGCAGCCUCGAGGUCGUUCAGGAAUCCCAAGAGACUCAACAUAGUGAGGAGACCGAGAGACCGGAGGAGCAGGAGCAGGAGCAGGAGCAAGAGCAAGAGCAAGAGCAGGGGCAAGAGCAGGAUCAGGGGCAGGGGCAGGAGCAGGAGCAGGGGCAGGGGCAGAGGCAGGGGCAUGAGCAGGAGCAGGAGCAAGAACAGGAGCCUGGAGUGUCGCAGAACGAUGGCUCUGGUGAGGCCGGCAAUGGUGCCAAGAAUGCUUCGAUGGAUGAAGUGCAGCAGAAAGGAAAGAUAGUGGAGGUUUCAGAAGAGAUCGUGGAUCAGAAUCAGAACCCACAGGCUGCCCAGCACGAACAUUGGAAGGGCGAGACGCAGGACGUGCCGGAGGACGCGAGCGACUGCGCAACGACUCGAGCAGAGGCAGCUGCUGGACCCCGCGAGCAAGCUCCGAGGCGCCUGACGGAGGAGCACGACAAGCAUGACUUCCCUCCUGCGAUAGGGCAGAAGAUUGACAUGAGCUGCUUCGGAGGGAGCGAGGCCGACCUGAGCAGGUCAGAGCGGCUGGUCCACCCUGUGCUGGUCCAAGGGAGUGCCGGACUCGGGAAGAACGAUGAAUGUCUAUGCCUGGACCCAAGGGAUGGUCAGCAGUGGUUGGCGACUAUCAUGGAGAUGAACAAGAACUAUGCCAAGGUCCACUACAAAGGCUGGAGCAAGAGCUGCGACGACUGGGUGACAGUCGACAAGAUCUCGCCGAAGCCCUCCAACGAGGUGCUGGAGAGGAUCAAGCUUUACAACGAGCACUCGAAGCUCAUGUCAGGGAACUCGAAGCUGCAGCAGGGCCAGGGGAAGGUGUCAGACGCGCGUCAAAGUGACGGCAAGGCAAGUGCUGAGGAGGAGAAGCUUGAAAGUUCCCAGCAGGUCCCCAGCAACGUCUGCCGAAGUCGUGUGAAGGGGGUCGAGCUUUGCACGAAACCUUGCAAGGAGUACCCCCGUGGCCAGUGGAGGGUAGUCAAGAUACAGGAGAAAGAGAGGAUGUUCGUGGGGACGUACAGCUCCAAGGAGGAGGCGGUGCGGGUGAAAGCGCAGCAGCGGGAGGAGGACGGCGAGGAGGUCAGUCCAGCCAGCUCAUCCUUGCGCUGUGUUGAUGAGGAGGGGACGGAGGCGGCAGCGAGCCUCCUUGGAGCUAAGGUUACCCUGGACUCCAAGAGGUCGACACAGACUACUGGCAGGGUGACCGCAUGGAUCAGCUCCAAGAACUUGUUCCAGAUCAGGAUGGACAACAAGGCAAGGACCGUGCAUCAUCUCCCGAUCCCCAGCAAGCACCUGACCGUCGUGUCAAAGUGCCCGGAGGCCCCGGCGGCGAUCUCCGAGGACGAGAUCCUCCGUCCCCUGGGCCAGCUGGAGGAGGUGCAGAGCCUUUGUGACGGGUUUUCGCACCGGAAUUUCAUCGGCUCCUUCGGGCUGGACCUGGCGAGGAUGCGGGCGCUGGUGCGACUGUGCCUGGGGCAGGGGAUCCUGAUCAGCCCAUUCAUCACCCAUGCGCCGGUCGAUGACGUCAUCAUGGCCUUACACAAGUGCCUGGAGAGCGGGGGGCAGUCGUUGGCGCAGGAGGAGGACUUCCCGUCGUCGUCGGACGACGAUGGCGUCCCCGUGGAGCUGAACCCUGAGCGGUGCGAGGGAGUGAGGAUGGUGGAGGGAGAGGAGGACAGUAUCAAUAAGUGGGAGGCGUACCUCGCUAUCGAUGGCAGGGAGUACACGCUGGGCAGGUUUGCAGUGCUGAAGGAGGCAGCAAGGGCGUGGGACAUGGCGGCUAUCCGGCUGCUGCCGAAGGGCACCAGGCACAACCUGCCUGACUCGCGCGAGUUCAAACCUGAGAAGGAGCUGUUCAAGACCCUGAAGGAGAUCAAGGAGAAGGCGAAGCGGCUGCGGCAGAGGGAGAGGGAGAGGGAGGCAAAGAGGAGCAAGGAGGGGGAGAGGAGGAAGGUUGUUGAAGUUGAGAACGUGAGGAGGAACGAGAAGCGGAACUGCACGCUGCAGCAGCAGGCUUCUCCUGGGAAGUGCAGGGAAAGUUUGGGGGCAGCGGACGAGCAGCGGAGCAGGAGAACGAAGAGGCCGCUGAGCUUCGAGGGGGAGGAGAAGGAGGUGGAGAAGAAGGAGAGCAGGAGGAAAGUAAAGCGCGAGGAGGGGGAGGAGGAGACCAGUCGGGGAGGAGGAAAAGAAGGACGAGGGAAGCGGGGUGAAAGAGAGGGUGCAGCAGCAUCAGCAGCAGCAGCGGAUGCGGAUGCGGAUGCGGAUGCGGAAACAGCAGAAUCAGCAACUGCAGCUACAGGAGCGACAGAAACAGCAGGGGAACGGGAAGUAGAAGGAGCAGCAAAUGGUGCUGUCAAAAAGAAAUCGCCACAAAAAGGCAAGAAGCACUGGAAGAAGAAAAAGAAACAGAGCAAGAGCAAGAGGGAGGAGGAGGAGGAGGAGGAGGAGGAGGGCAAGGAGAAGAAAGCGAAUGAUGAUGAUGAUGAGGAGGAGCAGGGCAAAGGAGCAGGGGGAGGAGGAGGAGGUUGUGAACCCAAAGUCUCCCAAGCAGCAGCCCAUCUCUAUCCUCUCCACUUCCUCUCCAAUCCCAGCCACUCCCUCGGCCUCUACCUCGGUGGACCUGAGCAGCAAGAGGUCCAACAGAAAAGCAGCAGAAGGACUUGA